UGUUUAAUGUAUAAAACAUGUCCGUCGCUGAUAACGUCAGUCCAAUACGCAACUGAGAGUCCAACCGUGUGCAUCGUGAAAAUUUUCGGCAGUUCGACAUAAAUCGUGAAAUACAAAGUGUUGAAUAGUGAAUAUACAAGUGUGUAAUAAGAUAUAUUCUUUUGAACUGAUAAGCACUGAACAAGAGUUAUAAUGAUGGAUCCCGAAAUUCAACUAUCAUUCAAGAUCUACCUAGAUAUGGGGGAUGAUUCCAAUCCGGAAGUGAGACGAUUUGGGAUACCCCAAUGCAACGUCACCAACUAUCUUUUCUUGAAGGAUAAGAUUCGUGCCAUGUUUCCACCCCUGAGGAAUAGCACGAGCAACUUUAAAGUUAGCUGGAAAGAUGACGACGGUGAUCUCAUCGCCAUCACUUCAGACGAGGAGCUGCUGAUUGCUCUGACUGAGAUGUCCGGGCAGGAAAUAAGAAAACUCUACGUUUCUAUACUUCCUAACUCUGUGGAUGAGACCCAAUUCCCAAGGGGCCCUGCCAAUGUGGCCAAUGGGACCCAACAUGCCAAUGUCGUGUGUGAUCACUGCGCUGGGCCAGUGCAAGGCUACCGUUACAAAUGCAUCCAAUGCCCUGAUUUUGAUCUGUGCGCCAACUGCGAGAUGAGGGGCGCACAUUCUGAUCACUUCAUGAUCAGACUGUCUAACCCACUACCUCUGUCAAACGUAAACAAACAACUGAGACCCAAGCAACAUGUCUUUGGACGCAUGCAUAAGAGACACUCUUUCUCCCACGCGAGAAAAAUUGAACGACAUCAGAUGCAAGAUAUCAGCUUUCAGAAACUGCAUCGAAAGCACCACAACCAUGCCAAGAAGCCUAGUGUUUUGGGACGCAUGUACAAAACACAUUUCUUCGCCCCUAUUGAGACAGAGCUGUAUAAGAUGCACGGCAUGGAUUUUCGGAAACCAUACCACAAACAUCACGACCCUACCAAAAAGCGACGUUUUUUGGGACACAUGCAUAAAAGGCAUUCCUACUCUACACCCGAUAGACAACUGUUUGAGAUGCAGGACAUCAACGCUUACAAACCACAUCAUAAGCACCAUGAUCGUACUAAAAAGUUAAACAAAAAGAAAGGGGCAAAUAUUUGGGGUCCAAACUCCAGCAGGAAACGUUCCCACUUCACGAAGGGACUCGCUCACCGUUUGGCUAAGAUGUCCCGGAAGCAUGAGAAGCGGGAGGCUCGUGGAUCCCGCCACUGUCGGUUCGACGAGGACCCGCAUCGCGAGCGUCGAACUGGCCCUGAGGGAUGCCCUGCGAACGCAUGGUUCUCGAACUUCUUGGCGCAGCUAUCUGAAAUGGGAGUGACCGGCUCCGGACAACCUGAGACCCCUGGCCAAGAGCCGCAGCAUGAACCCCAACAACAUCAGCAACACCAACAACCGAACCAACAGCCCCCGCAACAAGGUCAACCCGGGAGACAGUAUCCGGAUUAUCCCAACUGCACUGCGAUCUCCGAACUCGUCAACGGCAUUGUGGAUUCUUGCUUGACUAAUGUUGGACCGAUUGUGGAAAAAUUAGUGGACCCUAUGAUUAACCCUCCUCAUCUCCGAGGCAAAGUUCCUCCUCCGCAGCCCGCUCAAACUUCGGAAAAAUCAGGAGAAAAACCAAAGGAAAAAACUGCUGAAUUCAUGGAGCCGCCGAUAAUCGAUCUUGAAUUCCGACUUGGGGACGAGUUGCUCGGCUCUUUCUCGACUGAAUCUUUCAAGACUUGUGAGAAAUCUAAAGGGACUCCGUCUGAGUCCAGCAAUCAGAUGGACCAGUCAUCAGACAGUGGUGCCUCUGACAAGGAAAAGAGAUCAGAAGAUGACGGGAAAAAGCAAACGGAAGCUCCACAACCAGCUCCCACCCAAGAUGCACCGCCCAGCAUCCCACGGGAUCAGUCAAUGGAGGUCGACGGCUGGACUGUUUUGACAUCAAGCAUUCCUCCAGAAACUGCUUCAAAGGCAGGGCCAUCAUCUGUCACAGAAACUACUAGCACACCAAAUCAAACUCCAUCUGCAGAAAAUCAACCUCGAGUUGUUCCAGUUACUGCACCUGUCGAGAACUUGUAUCCGAGUCUUUCAAGCGAAAUGAGAAGUCAAAAUCCAAAAGUGAACGAGAGUCUAGACAAAAUGCUGUCCAUGGGCUUCUCAAACAACGGAGGGUGGCUCCUCAAAUUGCUUGAGCAGUGCAACGGAGAAAUCGAAAUGGUUUGCCAAAUGCUGGAACCGGUGGUGAAACAGAACCAAAAAGCUUGAACAGAUAGAAUUAGUAAUCUCAUACUGACCUUUAAGAGCAAAUUGUUGUUCUAAUUAUUGAGUUUUAUGCAAAAUGACUUUAUGAUUAUUAUUAUUCAAGAAUUGAUACUGCGUUUAUAACUUCUUACUAUUUAUUUUUAGAAAACAUAGUGGCUGUUUCAGGAAAUGGUGAUAUUAUUUAAUAAAAUUUAAUGGCAAUUA
Messenger RNA from Bemisia tabaci, 2487 nucleotides. It is a transcript of the gene ref(2)P, whose product is annotated as refractory to sigma P. Lineage: Eukaryota; Metazoa; Arthropoda; Insecta; Hemiptera; Aleyrodidae. Gene Ontology annotation, biological process: endosome organization; aggrephagy; mitophagy. Gene Ontology annotation, molecular function: zinc ion binding; protein kinase C binding; K63-linked polyubiquitin modification-dependent protein binding. Gene Ontology annotation, cellular component: amphisome; aggresome. The record is from RefSeq and is a predicted model, not a curated record.